AUGGUUGUCACACUGAUCCAAGAUACUCAUGGUGGGACACUACUUGGCCAGCUCGUCGGUGAUACCUCUGACGCCUCAUCAUUGGAGCUUACAGCAGCUAAGAAAGAUGUUGAUUUGUCGAAGUAUCAAUUGGAGCAGGUAGAGAGAAAUAAUUGUGAACUAGCCAAGGAGCUCGGCUUCUCUGAGAAGACCCGUCGGGAAGCCCAGGAGAUAAUUAAUCAUCGAGAUGAUGAGUUAAAGAGGGCUGAAGAAAGAAUUGAAGACCUCGAUAGGCAGAGGUCUAGGGUCGAAAGAGAUUGGCACCAUGCUCGGGAUGACUUGAAGCGCCUAAGGAGGACACUCAGAGAGAAAAGAAGUCGAGACCAUGCUUCUUCUAAGGCUCAUUCUCGGAGGAGUCCUAACGGAAGCUCAGCUAAGAGGGCUAAAUCUUCAAAAAAGGAAAGUCACAGUGAGAGAACACCUCAGAGGGAGGAACGCUCUGCUUUUGGAAGGGUUCAGACGACUCCAGAGCCGUUCGUCAAGCUUUAA
Molecule: messenger RNA, 528 nt
Organism: Elaeis guineensis (African oil palm)
Lineage: Eukaryota; Viridiplantae; Streptophyta; Magnoliopsida; Arecales; Arecaceae
Source: RefSeq, a predicted model, not a curated record